AUGUGGGGGGGUUUCUGGAGAGACAAGGGGGGUUUUGGGGGAGACACGAGGGGGACAGCAGGUGGAGUGGGGGUGACAUGGGGGAGGACGUGGGGACACGGGGCCAUUCAUGGGGCACACAGGGUAGUCCCAGGGGUGCAGUGUCCCCAUCCCUGUACCCCCCCCCAGGUGGGGACCAUCCUGAAGCACCUGUUCCCAGUGCCCCGCCCCGACAGCCGCCGCGUGGUGACCUUUGCCAACGAGGAUGACGUCAUCCUAGUGCGGAACCACGUGUACCGGCGCCGGGGGCGGACAGUGGAGCUGGAGGAGGUGGGGCCGCGGUUCCAGCUGCGCCCCUACCUGAUCCGCCUGGGCACGCUGGAGCAGGGCGAUGCAGCCGAUGUGGAGUGGCGCUGGCACCCCUACACGGCCACGGCCCCCAAGCGCCGCCUGCUCAGCGCCACGUGAGCCUCCCUGAGCCCCCCUGGGCAGCUGGGACCCUCCUGCAAACCUGGGACCACCCAGGCAACUGGGGCCCUGUUGGAUGCCUCGGACCCCCCCAGGCUCCAGGGUCCCCCUGGGCCCCGCCAG
Messenger RNA from Empidonax traillii (willow flycatcher), 570 nucleotides. It is a transcript of the gene IMP4, whose product is annotated as IMP U3 small nucleolar ribonucleoprotein 4. Gene Ontology annotation, molecular function: snoRNA binding; rRNA primary transcript binding. Gene Ontology annotation, biological process: rRNA processing. The record is from RefSeq and is a predicted model, not a curated record. Gene Ontology annotation, cellular component: Mpp10 complex; nucleolus; small-subunit processome. The transcript has 3 exons. NCBI's taxonomy places the organism in Eukaryota, Metazoa, Chordata, Aves, Passeriformes, Tyrannidae. Bases 1 to 447 code for a protein of 148 amino acids.